This is a messenger RNA of Chanos chanos (milkfish), 3672 nucleotides long. It is a transcript of the gene cdc42se1, whose product is annotated as CDC42 small effector 1. The coding region runs from base 370 to 597 and encodes 75 amino acids. Gene Ontology annotation, biological process: regulation of Rho protein signal transduction. NCBI's taxonomy places the organism in Eukaryota, Metazoa, Chordata, Actinopteri, Gonorynchiformes, Chanidae. The record is from RefSeq and is a predicted model, not a curated record. Gene Ontology annotation, molecular function: small GTPase binding. Gene Ontology annotation, cellular component: plasma membrane. The transcript is spliced from 5 exons.
CACCUCGGUGGAUUGGGAAGGGAGUGUUUCUCAUUGCCAUGUUUCUCAAACAGCGAGGGGUAUCUGAAGUUGAACACGGAGCACCCAUCGCUUAAAACUUGGGUCUUACCAGAGGCAGUCUACUCAGUAGAAGACACGUGGCUUCGGGGAAACACGGGGGCAAGCAGAGGAAUAAAAGUGAGAUCGCGAGAGCGUAAGUGAAAGCAGAAGGAUUGGGGGACUCGAGAGUCAGGUGCCUUCGGAACCAGUUCUGAACCAAACGCCGCCCACGCGAUAGACUCCCGGAGAACGGAUUCUUUCUCCGCCACGUCUCUAACGGCCCGCAGAGUGGCGAGAGACAGACGGGAGUCGAGCCACACGACGCCAGGGAUGAGUGAGUUCUGGCACAAGAUCGGAUGCUGCGUGGUGGCCAAACCGCCUCCGAAGAAGAAGAGGAGGAGGAUUGAUCGCAGCAUGAUUGGAGAGCCCACAAACUUUGUCCACCUGACUCACAUAGGCUCCGGAGAGAUGGCAGACGGCUUGCCACCGUCUGGAUCAGUCCAAGAACAGAUGAGGUCGAAAGUCCCCCAUGCUAACGGACGCAACAGCUUAUUAUAGCCCUCCUCUAGUCAGUUUGAAGGUGAAAAACUGUGGUCCUCUGACUUCCAUGCCACCCUAAAUAUUGCUUCCUCACCAGGAUCUGUUAACCAGAAAGCACUUGGCAAACCUGAAGAAGAAAACCGCCCCCCCCAAAAAAAGGCUGAUAACUGCAGACUUACAGUAUUAGUGUCUGCCCCUCUCGUUCUCUCUCCCUCUCUCUCCCCCCAACAUCCAUUUGCCACACGUGCCAAAACGGAGGAUAUCAGUUUUCCGCCUUGUGGGUUUCCUCUGUCUUUUUUGUUUUUUGUUUUGUUUUGUUUUGUUUUGGAGGAGACCAAGAUGUAAAGAGGCCUUUUUUUUCACUUGUUUUGGCAACUCUUCUCCCGGCCUCCAGACAAAGGACAGUCGUUUAGCAUUUCAUCCAGUCUGUGUAUAAUGCGUGUGUCGGAGAGAGCGAGUGUGUUUUUAUUUUUUUUCUAGGAUGUGCGAUUGACUGCAUAUCGAUACACUGGCCGUGUUCACUUUAGAGGAGAAGAGACAAAAGGGUCUCCUCCAGUAGUAGACCGUCUGACUGGUCCAAAGUUUGUACUGCCUUCUCAAACGUAAUCCUAUCUGUGGAAUGGGUGAGGUUGUGCCCUGUCAGAAGUAUGUGUGUAUGUGUGUUUGUGUGAAAUUGCUUUUAUAAUAGAUGGGUAAUUUUUUUUAACUCGCUCAGUGUCUUACAAGACCAAAUGUUAACCAUAGCUCAUUAUAUCAGUACAGUUUUGUAGUUUGCUUUGAUGUUAGUUUUGAUAUAGGCUAGUCGUAAGACCAUUUUUUUGUGCUAAUUAUAGCCCUUGUUGCUGAACAGCUGUGCUGAUGCAGCCGUAGUUGCCAUAGAGACGGAACCAACGUUUUGAUUCCGUAAACAUGAGCGGAGCCAAAUCCUGGCGCCAGCCUCUUUUAGGUUUUUAUGAAUGUCCAUGGCAUUAUUUUGUAAUUAAGCCCAAAGUUUGUUUUUUUUUUUUAAACAAAAAGACUUGAUUUGUUUGUUGGUUUUUGUUUUGUUUUUUUUUAGUGUUAGCUGUAUGUCUAGUGCUCAGCGUAGACAGAUUUCAAACACUGGAUACCAUACUCAUACAUAAUGUCGUUCCACCUGUCAGUCAUCCUCAGGGGUACAAACGCAUUUCACUUUCCUUCUAAGUGUCUAAGUCACAGGGUGAAAUUCCUCUUUCACUUUCCUUUAAAAGCACAAAGUCUUUUGUCCACAGCACAGAUAUUUAUAUUUCCUUAGCAUUCUGUCACUUAUCAGCAUCCUUAAGGUUCACAGGCAUAUUACCAUCUGUUUUCCAGAAUAUUUUUAUAAUGGAGUUAAAAAAAAAAAAAACACUUUGUCAGAUUUUUUUUUUCUUUUUUUUUCUUCUAACCGUCUAUGUAGCUAACCAGCGUAUUUAUUACAUUGAUGAGUGGUUGGUUUGCUGCAGUUGUUUGGGUGCAAUUUUCCAGAAACCAAAUAAAACCAUUUACUGUUGUUUGUACUUGGUCUGUCAUGAGAAACAUCGUAAUUUUGUAUGGUAUGUCAUGUAUUUGGAGUGAAAGAAGGGUAUUAUGUACAGAAAUUAAGCUCUGCUAUAUUUCUUGUAUUAUGUUAGUGCCUUCUAUGUGACAAACAGCAAAGUGUAAAACCAUCUAGAAAACACGUACUUUGUUUCUUCAUUACAUGAGUCUGUGUGUAAGCACAUGGAUAUGACCCAAACAGCUUUAAGUGAUUUUUACCCGUGACCUCAGAUCGUACCCGUGACUUAUUUCCCUGUUUUGUCUCUGUUGUCAUUGAUGGAAAGGUGAUUAUUUGCUAUGACUGAGUGCUGUUUUCUUUCCUGUUAUAACUUUGUUUGAGCUUUUAACUUUGUUUUGUUUUAUUAGAAAAGCCAGUUUACUGUAUGUCAUGAAGUGUAACCCGCACAAAAUGAUGCAGUAUACCUGUCCGUUUUGGUCAUUUGGUGUUCUGUCUUUUUGCACAGCACUUUUCAUGCUCAUAUUCAAGUUGUAUAAAGUAAAACGGAUUCCUAUGUGGCUCUCAAGAGCCAGAACACACAAAGCCCCUUCAGUGUUCCCAUUCCACACAUGAUAAUUCACAGUCAUUGGCCCUUUCUGAUUUUUCAGUGUGGUCAGACUGGAAAUGAAUCAUUACUGAAUAGUAAAUCAAGCAGCUUGACAGAAUCACGUUUUAAGCUUUUAGUUAGUCUUGAGUAUUUAAAUAGCACAAAGGGCUAUUGUAAGGGGCAACAAAACCAUGGCUCCUCAUGGAUAUUCUCCCAUAUCUGGACCUAGCCGCACAGUAUUUUACUACUGUGGUCAGCUCUGGGUUCCAGACUUAAGGAAUUUAGUUUAUCACCCAGAACAGUAUGGGAGCCAGGUUUCUAUCUGUGACGUUCCCAUUUGGUGGCUGUUCGCCCUGCCGAAUCCGUUGUAAUGUGCUUUUAGUAUUAGAUCUUAGGGGACUGUCUUCCAUUAGAGAGUAGCAAUGUGCGUAUCAGAUGUGAAAUCCACAGUGUUUCAAAACCAGCCGUGUGUCAGAUUGGAAUCCCGUUGCAGUCUGCAUCUGUCUGCGAGCAUCACAUUCUUUAUCGAACACCAGCAAUGCUUAUUCUCUUAAUACUAGUCAAGUGUAUGUUUAACGUCACACCAAAUGUUUAUGUAUUGUAAUGUAAACAGUACAUAUCAAAACAGCAACGUACUGUGGCUUUACCUUUGGAGGGGGGUUAUACGUGGAAAUACGAGGCAUACAGAUGGUGCUGGAGAGAUGACAAAUACGAACAGACAGGACAAUGACCACCAGUUAACAUGUUAGCAGCAAGUUUUAGCCGUGAGGGGAGAAGGCCUACUUCCUGUUUGCUCAUCUUCGCGGCAAGUUUCACUACCCCUGGUGUCAGCCGUUGACUAAUCUAACGAUUACCGCAACGGGACGGGCAAACCCUGGAGAGGGUGUCCCAAAAAUUCAAAUGUUUGCCGUCUCAUGAGAAUGGCGUGCUAAUGUCGAGUUGUGUGGAUACACAACAUUUGACUGUGUGUGUUUCUGUUUGCUUGUGCCUUUGUUUUCCUUCUUUCUUUUUU